CGUGGAGGUAGAGGAAGACAUUCAACGAGUCAGCCUACCUGUCAGGACUUCAUUUGCGCCGGAUUCGAUCGGCUCGAUCUGCUCUCUCGAGAUCACACUGGCACUUUUGUGCUUGUAGCAAGCCCACGUCCUGCAGUAGAGGUCCUGCUGUGAGAGUCGCAAUUCGUAUGCAAGUAAUUGACGAAGGCCGCGGAAGAGAGGCCGAAGGAGAGAGCCGGAGGAGGAAAAGCAGGCUGGCCUCGUUGUCACCUUCGCACUCACCAUCGACCGAAGGCCCGCCACCCAAGGCCCGACGCAUACAGAGAGCUUGCUUGCAAUGCCGAGCGCGCAAGCAAAGGUGCCGUCUGACGUUUUCCACCCGCAAUGUUAGUGUCGAUCAGCAGGAUACGGCAGCCUGCUGGCGAUGUGUACAAAAUGGCGUGGCCUGCUCUUUUGCCAGCGAGGAGCUUUCGAGUCAAGAAGUAGGCCAGUCCAGCGUCAGCCGCAUGCCAUACGAUGUGCAAGCUAGACUUGAUGAUCAGCAGGCCAGGAUUGAGCGUCUCGAGUACAAGAUAUCUGCCAUGCGUAGCGUCUGGACACCGCUUGCAGAUGCUAACCACGACGCAGCAGUGCGAUCGGUAGCUGGCACCGACGAUGACAUUGAGAGCCGCCAAUCAUGGCCGGCUAUAAAAAGCAAUGCGCACACAAGCGACAUCGAUGCGGUCAGUUUGGGGCCACCGAUGGCCACCCUGCGUUUUCUGAGAUCUCCCCGAAAUCGUCAAGCUACUCGAGACUUUGACAGCGCAGGAGCUCUCAACGAAAGGGACGGCUUUGAGGUUGGUGAUGAUGCAGAACAACACAGCGUGGAAAGAGGCCGCCGAAGAAGCCGAGCCCAAGAAUCUGAUCUUGAAGGGCCGGCAAAUGAGCUUGACCCCGUGGAGCGAGGAUGGAUGACGUAUCGUGAAGCCUGCAUUGCUGUCGAGAUCUUCUUUGAUCACUGCCAUCCCGGCGCACCCUUCCUGAACGAAAAUCGGUGCCGCAAUGUGGAUCAGCUUCGUCAGACGAGCCCUCGACUGCUCCUUUCGCUCUGCUGCAUCGGCGCUCGCUUCUGGCCGGUCAGGACAGGAGCAAGGCUGACCAGCGUCGGCAUGCAUCCCAACUUCCCAGCUAUGGCCGCUCUCUUCGACGGGUCGAUCGCACGCCUUGUUCUGCAGCCAACGCAAGAGGAUGUGCAUGCCGACACGGUCGCAGUUCUCCUCCUGUACGCACAAUGGAUGACGCCGUGCGAGGCAUUCCCGGCGCCUGGGCGGCAGUGGAAGCCAAAGUUGCGAUAUAACGACAUUAGUGCCUUUACCAUCCUGGGGUUGACAGUGCGUCUAGCCAACCUGAUCGGGCUCAAUCGUAGCUGCAGGGCACUGCUUCGCGACCCAGACCAAGCUUCGUCUUGCACAUUGUCUGACCGCGUGCGACUUUGGUACAACUUGCUGUCGUGCGACUGUAACUUGGUCAUGACCUCAGGUCUUCACAGCUCUUUUAACGCUGCCCUCAUCGAUGAGGCCGCAGCCGCAUCGGAAUGUUUUGCCAGCCAUACCUUUGCGCAGCUUCCUGGCGAUGCACGACUCGCUGGCUUGAUACAAUUGGUGUCCAUCGUGUCAGGGCUAAAUGCGCGCAGCCAUACGUCACAGCAACAGCCGCACGAGUUCGACGCAACCCAGUUGCAAAAGAUAAAUGUCGAAAUGGAUGAAUGGGAGAGGAAAUGGACGUCGAGACUAUCGCACCUUCCUCUGCAGUUUGCGAGAAUGCCAUUGUACUCGGUCAGGGCCUACCGCAUUGCGAUCAACAGCGUGGCACUGCGUCCUUUCUUCACGUCGGUACGAGGUCAAGUAGCCCCAGCGCGGAACAACGAAGCGAAUGCAGCCUCGAGACCUGUCAGAGUCGGAGCAAGUGUCGUGCAGAGCCUUCGCAAGAGCGUGGCAGCUGCUGCGCAGACGAUCCUCUUCAUGUCAACAUGUCCUCCUGCAUCGGUGAUGGUGCUCGAUCCUCAGAACCCUCGCUCGGUGCCUCAUCCGCCGUGGUUGGUCGACGAAACCUGUGCCAAUGCGCUUGUCUACGCGGUCGAUUCGACAUGGGUCACCCACGCCUUUGCGAUAUCGUACCUUGUUUUGUGUUUUGUAAGAGGCAUUAUCGAUGCCGAGCUGCAGGUGAGCGUGCUGGAGUAUGCUCAAGGCAAUAGGCAAUUGUGUCGAUCGACAUCGAUGCUGGCCAUGCUCGCCGACCUGGCGAGCGCCAUCUACGAUACCGUCUGCGCAGGCACAGGCGAGCACCACCCGUCUCAUCACUAUCGGAGGCUCGUCUACGCUGCGUGCUCCCUUGCACGUCGAUCGGAGCCGGAGAAGGACUUGCCAACGGAAAGGCGUGUGCGACCCCGGACCAGUGCGCAGUACGAUCAUCAACCACAUCACGUUCAAGCGCAGGGAUGGCCUCAGCAGGAGCCUGAGGAGGAGCAAGCUUUGCCACAACAUCCUUAUUCUCCUGGAGGACUCUCUGAUCUUCGACAAUAACAAUGGCAAGCGGAUCAAACGGGUCAGAACGGAUUUGGAGACGAGGCCCAGCUGCUUCUUGAACUAAUGAAUGAUUCCGGUCUCGAGUGGUUUAACAAUCUCUUUGAUCAGGACAUUUCCUUUGCUGCACAAUAAUGCAAUUUUGAGCCGGA
Molecule: messenger RNA, 2692 nt
Organism: Acaromyces ingoldii
Lineage: Eukaryota; Fungi; Basidiomycota; Exobasidiomycetes; Exobasidiales; Cryptobasidiaceae
Exons: 7
Coding region: 168-2540 (790 amino acids)
Biological process (GO): regulation of DNA-templated transcription; DNA-templated transcription
Cellular component (GO): nucleus
Molecular function (GO): transcription cis-regulatory region binding; DNA-binding transcription factor activity, RNA polymerase II-specific; zinc ion binding
Source: RefSeq, a predicted model, not a curated record